CGAUCAUUGGCCACUAUCGGACAACCAUAAAUCAAAAUGGGGAUGAAGCUACUAGUACUUCUAGCCGUGGUAUCAUCCGCGACAGCUGCAGUCAAGCUGCAGGAGAUGUUCUCCUGGAAUGUGGUGGACUGGAACUACCCUGACGCGUACUCCCGGCAGCAGGCCAUACAGUCUGGUGCUCUGAUACAGGAGAAUGCGCUACCAGUCGGCAUUGAGAGGUGGAGGAACAAGCUCUUCGUUAGCGUACCUAGGUGGAAGGCGGGUAUACCCGCUACACUGAACUACAUACCUUUGGAUGGUCCGUACGACCCGUCGCCGAAGCUAACCCCCUACCCAAGUUAUGCAGGCAACGAGUUGGGCAACUGCCAGUCCGGUCUCAACACUGUGUACAGAAUCAAAGCAGACAAAUGUGACCGUCUCUGGGUCCUCGAUGUUGGUACAUAUGGAUACGAUUCCAACACGACCAAUCUUUGCCCUUACUCGCUCAAUGUUUAUGACUUGAACACUGACCAACGCAUCCGAAAGUAUGUAUUCCGUCCCGAAGACAUUGUCGCCUCGACUUUCAUUGCCAACAUCGCUCUCGACGAGGGAAGAUCUUGUGAUGACACCUUCGCGUACUUCUCCGACGAACUAGGCUACGGCCUCAUCGCCUACUCUUGGCAACUAAACAGGUCAUGGAGGUUUAACCAUGGAUUCUUCAUGCCCGACCCCCUUACUGGAGACUACAACAUUGGUGGUCUGAACUUCCAAUGGAGCAGCGAAGGAAUUUUCGGUAUCUCUGCUUCACCCGCCGGCCCAGAUGGAUACAGGACCCUAUUCUUCAGUCCUUUGGCCAGUCACACACAAUUUGCAGUUUCAACACGCAUAUUACGAGAUGAAUCCAAAGUAACAGGAUCUUACCACGACUUCAAAGUCGUAGGAUCCCGAGGUGCUAACGGUCACACUACUUCCAAGGUCGUAGACGAGUACACAGGUAUCGAACUAUUCAAUUUAAUUGACCAAAAUGCUAUUGGAUGUUGGAGAUCGGAUACGCAAUACAAACCACAGAACAUUGCUGUUGUAGACAAGGAUGACACGGGACUGAUAUUCCCCAGUGACGUUAAGAUUGACGCACAAAGAAAUGUGUGGGUGAUCUCCGACCGUAUGCCUGUGUUCCUGGAAUCUACCCUGGAUUACAGUGACAUAAACUUCAGAAUAUACACUGCUCCUCUGGAUGUGUUAGUGCAAGACACUGUAUGCCAGGCUCCUCAGCAGUACAUUCCGAGCGUUAAACCGAAUCAGCCCGCCAUCAUUCCUCCCCAACCGCAACUGCAGCCUUACUACUUUGAGAACGGUUUGGGUGUAACAGCCAGCCCUGCUCUUCCUGGAUCAGUAGCACUGUACUCCCCAGUGGGAUCUCCUCAACCUGCACUCGCGGGUAGAAAUGCUUUCGGACCUGGAAUAAUCAGGAACUCCAUUCCCACUGUGCAAAGCUACGUAAACUUCCCCAAAGAAAAUAACAAUGGUCCUUACCUGACCUCUCGGCCGAAACCGACUAUUUCUCACAGGAACCCUUGGUGGCACGAGAAACGUAAUUACGAAGUAUACGAACAUUAAGAACUUCGAUAAGAAUAUUAUACCUCUAGUAUUCUUUAUUUUUAAAUGUUGAUAAUUAAAAACAAUGUUCAUUUAAUUUUAAGUUCUAGACAAUAUUUCCUUCUGUCAUCUCUAAGAUUACUUAGUAGAUAUGUAAUUGUAUUUUAACAUACAUUUUCAUAUUUGCAGUUUAACAUCUUGCAGAACAUUAACUAUUA
Helicoverpa zea (corn earworm) is the source of this 1793-nucleotide messenger RNA. RefSeq names its product protein yellow (gene Y-y). Bases 37 to 1596 code for a protein of 519 amino acids. Gene Ontology annotation, cellular component: extracellular region. NCBI's taxonomy places the organism in Eukaryota, Metazoa, Arthropoda, Insecta, Lepidoptera, Noctuidae. The record is from RefSeq and is a predicted model, not a curated record. The transcript is spliced from 4 exons.